Molecule: messenger RNA, 2017 nt
Organism: Suncus etruscus (white-toothed pygmy shrew)
Lineage: Eukaryota; Metazoa; Chordata; Mammalia; Eulipotyphla; Soricidae
Gene: ARHGAP25
Product: Rho GTPase activating protein 25
Exons: 11
Coding region: 51-1904 (617 amino acids)
Biological process (GO): phagocytosis, engulfment; signal transduction; activation of GTPase activity
Cellular component (GO): phagocytic cup
Molecular function (GO): GTPase activator activity
Source: RefSeq, a predicted model, not a curated record
AUUUUAACCUGAAGCUGGAGGCUGGGAAAAUAGCUCGCUCCAGGAGCGUGAUGACUGGGGAGCAGAUGGCCGCCUUCCACAUCACGACCACCCCAAACCCUCUGGAGAGGCCCAUCAAGAUGGGCAGGCUGAAGAAGCAGAGGUCUAUCGUGAAGAACUGGCAACACAAGUACUUUGUGUUGAGUCCUCAGCAACUCUUCUACUACAAGGACGAAGAGGACGUGAAGGACAUGAAGCCACAGGGUUGCAUGUAUCUACCAGGAAGUACAAUCAAGGAGAUUGCCACAAACCCAGAAGAAGCUGGGAAGUUUGUGUUUGAGGUUAUUCCAGCCUCAAUGGACCAGAAUCGUGCAGGACAGGAUUCCUAUGUCCUCAUGGCCAGCUCCCAGGCAGAAAUGGAAGAGUGGGUUAAAUUCCUUAGGAGAGUUGCUGGCACACCAUCUGGAGCCGUGUUUGGCCAACGUUUGGAUGAGACUGUAGCCUAUGAGCAGAAGUUUGGCCCCCACCUAGUGCCCAUCCUGGUGGAAAAGUGCACUGAGUUCAUCUUGGAGCAUGGCCUGCAUGAAGAAGGCAUUUUUCGUCUACCAGGCCAGGACAACCUGGUGAAGCAACUGAGAGAUGCUUUCGAUGCUGGGGAGCGGCCCUCCUUUGACAGAGAUACAGAUGUGCACACGGUAGCCUCUUUGUUCAAACUCUACCUCCGAGACCUUCCAGAGCCGGUGAUUCCCUGGAGCCAGUAUGAAGGGUUCCUGCUCUGUGGGCAGCUCAUGAAUGCUGAUGAGGCAAAGGCUCAGCAGGAAUUGAUGAAACAGCUUUCCAUCCUUCCCAAAGACAACUACAAUCUUCUGAGCUACAUUUGCAGGUUCCUACAUGAAAUUCAGCUGAACUGCAGUGUUAACAAGAUGGGUGUCGACAAUCUAGCUACUGUGAUUGGUGUGAAUCUCAUCAGGUCAAAGAUCGAAGACCCUGCUGUGAUUAUGAGAGGGACUCCUCAAAUUCAAAGAGUGAUGACCAUGAUGAUUAGAGACCAUGAAGUCCUCUUUCCCAAGUCCAAGGAUGAACCCCUGUCCCCUCCUGCCCAGAAAAAUGACCUCAAGAAACCUCCAGUGGCUCGCAGCUCUGUGGGUUGGGAUGCCACUGAAGAUACAAUUUCUCGGACAGAUAGCUUUAGUAACACCAUCAGUGACUCAGACACAACCAGCCCUACUGGACAGUGUUCCAAUGAUGACCGUCUUGAAGAGAGCAGCACAGCGGCUCUGGAAAAGCUAGGGGACUGGAAAGUACAGUCAAGAAAAAGGACUCAGACACUUCCUAGCCCGAAAUACUUUCUGAAAUCAGCAUUUCAAGGUGUUAACAACAGCAAAGUAGAAACCUUUAAAAAUGAGAUCUCGUCCCCUUCCUCAGAGGUGAAUUCUGGGGAAGGGCAUAGGAGAACAAUGUCUCAAGGUGUGUCCAACCUCUCUGACUUCCUUCGGACUUCUACCUAUGAUAAUGUCCCAACCCUGCCAGAGUCCCCUGGGAACAAAGCAGGUGCCUGUGACUCCAAGAAAAAUUCUCUUUCUAGCCCCAAAUCUGAAAUCAAAUCUGGAGAAAAUUGUUCUGGGGAACAGGAUCUUGAGUCAUUGCAAAGAAUGGUUCGGGAACUACAAGAGAAAAUAGAAACACAGAAACAAACAUAUGAAGAACAGAUUAAAACCCUUGAAAAGGAAAAUUAUGAUGUCUGGGCAAAGGUUGUGAGGCUCAAUGAAGAGCUCAAAAUGGAGAAAAAAAAGUUUGAAGCCUUGGAAAUCAGCCUCCGAAAUGUGGAACGCUCCCGGGAGGAUGUGGAGAGAAGGAACAAGGAAUUGGAAGAAGAAGUUAAGGAAUUUGUCAGAUCAAUGAAAGAGCCCAAGACUAAUGCAUGAGAGUUCUAGAAGAACUGUAUAGACAUCUCACAGAGAACCAAUACUGUUCCCUGUAUUAUUCAAUAGGGGUACUAUUCAAUCAUUAGAUUGGAAACCAAAUUACUCCUCAAGAA